Rhodamnia argentea is the source of this 1726-nucleotide messenger RNA. RefSeq names its product proline--tRNA ligase, chloroplastic/mitochondrial. Gene Ontology annotation, molecular function: ATP binding; proline-tRNA ligase activity. Lineage: Eukaryota; Viridiplantae; Streptophyta; Magnoliopsida; Myrtales; Myrtaceae. The record is from RefSeq and is a predicted model, not a curated record. Bases 76 to 1722 code for a protein of 548 amino acids. Gene Ontology annotation, cellular component: mitochondrion; chloroplast stroma; cytoplasm. Gene Ontology annotation, biological process: prolyl-tRNA aminoacylation. The transcript is spliced from 11 exons.
GCAUCCAGAAAACCUCAUCUUCUCUGUGGGCGCACUGCAGGACUGAAGCGGAGUUCAGCAGAGCAAACCACGAACAUGGUGGCGUCGCUGAGACUUCCGUCCCUCACCUACUUAUUCACCUCGCCCUCUGCCACCCUCGGCCGCUGCUCCAAGGCGGUGUUCCGGCGGGGCCACCACCCGCGCCCUCCGCUGGCCGCUGGCUUCUCCGCUCAGAGCGCGGCCGCUGUCCCUCCGGCGACCGAGGAGCGAGCCAGCAAACAAAAGUCGCGGGGCGAGGAUCGAGCCGUCACGCCGAGGUCGCUGGAUUUCAACGCUUGGUACCUCGACGUGAUUGAGCACGCGGAGCUCGCUGAUUAUGGUCCUGUGCGAGGGACGAUGGUCAUAAGGCCGUAUGGUUACGCGAUUUGGGAAGCUAUUCAGGAUUUUUUGAACGUCAAGUUCAAGGAGACUGGUCACAGUAACAUGUACUUUCCACAGCUCAUUCCAUACUCAUUUAUUGAGAAAGAAGCUAGUCAUGUUGAGGGUUUCAGUCCAGAAUUAGCAGUCGUAACCAUUGGCGGAGGAAAGGAACUUGAAGAAAAACUCGUGGUUCGUCCUACUAGUGAAACCAUUGUGAAUCACAUGUUUACUCAAUGGAUUCAUAGUCAUCGUGAUCUUCCUCUCAUGAUAAACCAGUGGGCAAAUGUCACAAGAUGGGAGAUGAGAACUAAGCCAUUUAUUAGGACUCUUGAGUUUCUAUGGCAGGAGGGUCAUACUGCUCAUGCAACUCCUGAAGAGGCUGAAAAGGAGGCUUUACAGAUGAUUGAUGUCUAUACAAAAUUCGCUUAUGAGCAAGCUGCAAUACCUGUUAUUGCAGGUCGGAAAUCAAAAGUUGAAAGAUUUGCUGGUGCUGAUAGGACGUAUACAAUAGAGGCAAUGAUGGGGGACCGCAAGGCUCUGCAGGCUGGCACGAGUCACAAUCUUGGACAGAACUUCUCUCGAGCAUUCGGAACACAGUUCACUGAUGAAAUUGGCAAUAGGCAGCACGUGUGGCAGACUUCGUGGGCUAUCAGCACUCGCUUUGUUGGGGGUAUAAUCAUGACUCAUGGAGAUGACACUGGCCUAAUGCUUCCUCCAAGACUGGCACCAAUACAGGUGAUAGUCAUACCAAUAUAUAAGAAAGCUGAUGAAAAAUCCGGAGUUUUAAGUGCUGCUUCAUCUGUAAAAGAAGCUUUACAAUCGGCUGGGGUCAAAGUUAAACUCGAUGACUCAGACCAGAGAACACCGGGAUGGAAAUUCAACUUCUGGGAGAUGAAGGGAGUUCCUUUAAGGAUUGAAAUCGGUCCUCGCGAUGUUUCAAGUGGGAGUGUGGUUGUUUCCAGGAGAGAUAUACCUGGAAAGGAAGGAAAAGUGUUUGGGAUUUCCAUGGAACCGGCUGUUUUAGAAGCUUAUGUCAAAGAUAAGUUGGAUGAGAUCCAAUCUUCUCUUCUCCAGAGGGCGAAAUUAUUCAGAGACAGGAACAUUGUGGACGUGAGCUCCUACGACGAAUUGAAACAAGCAAUUUCCCAGGGCAAAUGGGCAAGAGGCCCUUGGUCAGCAAGUGACCAGGAGGAGUUGAGAGUUAAAGAAGAAACUGGGGCUACAAUCAGGUGUUUUCCUUUUGACCAGCCAGAAGACAUCAAGACAUGCUUGAUGACAGGAAACCCAGCCAGUGAAGUUGCUGUAUUUGCAAAGUCAUACUGAAGAU